AUGGCCAACGCGCACCGGAAUAACGUGCUCGUGACGUCGUGUCUGAAGCAGCCGGUGGAUCCGCAAACCAGGGCGCCGCUAGCCUCCUACGAGCGGGAGAAAGAGACGCCAAACUCGGCCACGGUUUACGUGGACAACCGGGACGACUACCAAGAGAAGCAGGAUGAGGAGCCGCAGGAGGGCAUGCACGAGAAGGGGGAUGCGUCCAGUGUCACGCCCCAGGAGAAGGCGUGUACGGAGCGCAUGAACCUGCACGACAUCUUUUUUUCCAAUGAAGAGUAUUACAGUAAGCUUGAGGAUCUGAAGAAGGCUCACCUGCGCACUAUGGCUGAGCUGGAGAGCAUGUACCACCACAAAAUGCAACUGCACAAUAAGGCGGGCUCACCCUACAUGCACCAACGACAGCAUGGGUCAGUCGCAAAGCACUAUAGAUGUGUAUGGAACAACAACAACAGCGGUGGGUCACAACAUCUGAGAAAAUCUCGCUCUGCCGCGGAGCUCCUCAGAGAUUUAGGGACGAUUACGUCAUCUUCGUCCGAUGAGGCAGAAGAAGUGGAGAAAGGCCAGCUGUUCUCCCCCAAAGAAUACAUCAAAAACAUGUGGACCGACUUCAAGUUGUCACCUAGGACGCGCCACCUAUCCACAUCACUGCCAGGAGACCACAGCGACCUCCAGCCUCGGCGAAGGACCGGUCAACACGAGGUGAGCAUCUCGGUUCCCAAGGUGACGGUCCCUAAGCCCUUCCAGAUGACACUACGCGAGGCGGAACGCCGGCGGUGUGGCAUCAAAACGCGUUCUGAGGUUGAGCUGGAAAACGCCGAGCUGAGGCGGCAACUGGAGGAGAUGUCCGAGUGCCACAAGAAGUUUCGCGCCAGCCCCGUGCCGGCGCACCUUCACCUGCCGCUGUAUGAGGAGCUCCAGGAACGCCAGGAACGACGCAGAAACAUGCGGGAAGAGCGCCAUCUCAAAACCAAGCCUUUCAGCUUUCUGGAGAGGGAGCGUCUGAAGAAGGAGCAGCAGCAGAAGCAACAGAAAGAGCAGGAGCAGCCUGUUCAGCCAGAACGGCCAAAGCCCUUUAAGGCCAAGCCGGUGCCCAAGUCGGUGUACGCGGCGGCGGCGGGUGAGCUGAAAAAAGAGGAGCAGCUCUUCCGAUCCAUGAAGAAGCAGAUGAGAGCCGAGCAGAUGCUUCAGAGCGCCGCCGCGCCCCCGAGCACGCUAACCAAAAGACUGGCGGCGAGCAAGAAGAGCAAAGCCCAGCCCCAGACAUUCACCCACCGCCCGCACAUCAACAAGGACAUGCCCGACCACAACAACACCUUCAGACGCUUCCAGAAACGCAUGGAGAGGAACAAAGAGGUGAAGCCCACCACGGUGUGUGAGCCUUUUCAGCUGAGAACGGCCAAGAUCUCGCAUCGUGAGCGCACCCCGGCCGAGAAGCAGCAGAACAGCCCGCAGAUGCAUCGCUGGCCGUACGUUAAGAGCUCCAAUACGGCAAACUCCAGCCUCUGCUCGUCCCUCUCGGGGAGCAUGGAGCUCCUUCCGGCAAAGGACACGGAUGCCACAAAGAAACGACACGAGGCCGUGAGGCAAGCUCUGGAGCGCAGGAAGAGGGCCGAGCAGGAGGAGGCGCGCUGGACAGAGAGACAGAAGGAACGUGAGAAAAAUCUGCAGAAACUGGUGCAAAAGCGGGCCAGCGCCAACGACCCACACCUGGCACUCACGCAGACGCACGACCACAAACUCCAAGAAUUCAGAAAACAAGACCGCCAACGCAGGAAGGAAUAUCAACAGGAGAUUAGGGAGAUUGAAGAACGCGUGAAAGGCAGGCCACUGCUUCUUGAGCAAGUUGCUCAGAAGAACGCCAAGCAGGCGGCACAGAAGCAUUUCGCUGACACGCUGCACAAAGUGCACCUGAGUGAGGACUUUGUCAGCAGGAAGGCCGCGGCAGCACGCGCCCGCGCUGGUGGCACACGGAGCUCUGCUAACUCAGCCGGAACGCACACGGCUCUUAAGUAUCUGUGUCACGUGACUGUGACAUACAACAUCUCCCACACACAAGUUCGCGAGCCUUCGGAGUCUGAGGAUGCCGCCUUGGAGCUGGUCCACUACCGGAAGGUAUUAUUGGAUGACCAAGACCAGGAGGAGGAGCAGGAGGAAGAGAGAGAUAUAGCUUCACCUGCUGGCAGCGAAGGGGGCAAGCGGCAUCAUUCCGACAGAAGCUGUAACUACUCAGACGAUGAUGACCAUUACUCUGACGAGGGAGAGCGGGAUCAGAAGGAGGCUAAAGACGAGAAGCGGGAUGAGGACCAGGAACAUGCUUGA
Nerophis lumbriciformis (worm pipefish) is the source of this 2322-nucleotide messenger RNA. Lineage: Eukaryota; Metazoa; Chordata; Actinopteri; Syngnathiformes; Syngnathidae. The record is from RefSeq and is a predicted model, not a curated record.